Messenger RNA from Penicillium oxalicum, 207 nucleotides. RefSeq lists its product as uncharacterized. The transcript has a single exon. The coding region runs from base 1 to 207 and encodes 68 amino acids. The record is from RefSeq and is a predicted model, not a curated record. Lineage: Eukaryota; Fungi; Ascomycota; Eurotiomycetes; Eurotiales; Aspergillaceae.
AUGCCUCAGAAUAAUGGCGAUGAGUUUGGCCUUGCACAGGUGAGCCACUUCACGUCCAUCGGUGGGAUUCAUAUUGGGUCAGAGGACCGAGGAGGUUCUUGGGGUAUCGUCAACAUGGCGAAGCAUACCAUGGCACCCCCACUGCCAGUAAUGGGUGCGACUUACGAGACAAUCAACAUUACUAACGGUGUUCCGCUUGCUGUCUAG